UACGUCCUCGAGCACCACGGCCACCUCCUCCCCUCCUUCCAGCUCGUCACGCACCAGCUGCAGCGCGCCAUCCGCUUCACGCAAGCAAAGAUCCGGUUCAACAACGGCUGGCUCGUGCAGGCCGAGGCGCCGCCCGCCGCCGUCUUCUCCCACUUCAAGGCCUGCAUCCGCUCCAACGCCAUCAACUCGGCCGACAUCGCCUUUUACUUUGCGCACUGGCUCACGGACCUAGCCGGGGCCGAGCCCACGCCGCUGCGCGGCUCGGAAAAGUUCUGCCUCCGCUUCCCGCACGGCGCGGGCCCGCCCUCCGCCCCCUCGCCCCCUCCGCCCCCUCCGCCCUCGCCCCCUCCGCCCUCGCCCCCUCGCCCCCUCCACCCCCUCCGCCCCCUCCGCCCCCUCCGCCCUCGCCCCCUCCGCCCCCUCCGCCCCCUCCGCCCCCUCCGCCCCCUCCGCCCUCGCCCCCUCCGCCCCCUCCGCCCCCUCGCCCCCUCGCCCCCUCGCCCCCUCGCCCCCUCGCCCCCUCGCCCCCUCGCCCGCCUCGCCCAGCAGAGCGAGACCGAGGUCUUCGAGGGGUACCUGAGGCAGCGCUGGAGGGACGCGCCGCGCGCGCUCGGCCCCGAGCCGCGCGGGCCGCACGCGGUCGCCCUCUGCCGCCUCAUCGUGCAGGCGCAGCACGAGGCUGCGCAGAAGGGCGUCUUCGAGGCCUUUUGGCGGCUGCAGGAGGCGGACCGCGCGGUGCUCGAGCUCGAGAUGGCGCAGACGGGGCUCCCGCAGCAGACCUACUCGCUCGCGCGCGGCUGCCCGAAGCUCGGCCCCGCCUUCCUCAUCUACUACUCGCCCGCGCUGCUGCAGACGCUCGGCGCAGAGCACGGCGAGGUGGCGCUGCGCAUCCUGGCGGAGAUCUACCGCCAGGCGCGCGCCAUCUGGCCCGACGACGGCGGAAGCGGCUCGGGCUGCAGCACGGUCACUUUGCGGAUCGAUGUCCUCAAGGACAGGACGGUGGAGGCGAUCCAGCAGGUCUACACGUACGGCGAGGGCUGGUUCCUGACCAAGCUCAACGACCAGGAGGGCGUCAUCGAGAAGCGAUCGCUCGGGGAGGGCGACGCGUCGCGCCACGGGUACGCGAGCGUCCAUCGGAGAUUACUGGAGCUCUGGCGCACAUUCAGGGACGAGUGA
This is a messenger RNA of Emiliania huxleyi CCMP1516, 1176 nucleotides long. RefSeq lists its product as hypothetical. NCBI's taxonomy places the organism in Eukaryota, Haptophyta, Isochrysidales, Noelaerhabdaceae. The transcript is spliced from 4 exons. The record is from RefSeq and is a predicted model, not a curated record. The annotation marks the transcript as partial.